CAUUAGUUGUGUGCAUCAUAUCAUAAUUGAGUGUUUUGGGACCCUCUAAUUACAUAAUAGAGACUACUUAUGACAAUAACAACUAAUCUUCUUUCAAAACUACGUUUUAAUUCAUCUACUAAUUUUUUUUUCUUCAUCAUUCUCUCAAUUUUGAUCGUCUAAUGCCUGAAAAAUGACAAUCUUGCGCAGUCAUAGCCGUUUACUCCUAAGAACACCACCUCCAUCACCAAUCUCUAAUGCUAGAGGAUUCAAAACAGCAGCUGUGAAUGACGAUAUUCUAGCUGAUUACUUAGAGAAAACCCUCCAAGUACCUGAUUUAACAUUACCAGAAUCCUAUUCGUUAUCACAUAAUAAAAAUGAGAAUAAUCAUUCUCAUCGGCAUCAUAUUCCGUUUGAGAUUAAUUAUUCUGCAUUGAAGUCUAGAGAUGAGGAUUCUGUUCGUCAACUGUUUCAAUCGGUUACGGAGUUAGGUGUGUUUCGACUAACCGGUCAUGGUGUUUCCGCUGAAGAACUGCAGUCGACUAUUAGUGAAGCUGACUUGGUUUUUCGGAGUCUGAUAAAGAAGAAAAAGAAACCGAAUUUGAGUAUUAAUCUCGGCUCUAAAAAGGUAAUUAGAGAAGAAUUCUUUUGGUUUGGAUCGGAGAAUCAAAUGGAUGAUGCAACGUUAGCUGCACAAAUCGGAAAUGAAAAUUAUACGCUACUUAGCCAUAAAUUGGAUGAUAUAUAUGAUCAACUGGAAGUGGUAGCAGAGAAUGUGGGUAAAAUUCUGUUUGAAAAUAUGAAUGGUGAACUAGAAUUAGAAAAGAGAAAAGACGUCCAAGGAAGAGAAUCAGUUCUAUGUUACUACAAAUUCAGUAAAACUCAUCGUUUUCAUGGUGAUGAUGGGAGUGAUUCACAACGACAGUUAUUUGAUGAGGAAGAGUGGAAGAAUGGGAAAUCGUCGAGAGUCCAUGCUUUUAGUCUAUACCUUUACGUUGGGGAUCAGAAGUUCCAUACAGAAAGGGGCUUAUUGUCCUGCAAAGCUUGCUCUGGUACCAUUGUUGUCACCAUUAAGAAACAACUCGAGGAAUGGAGCCAGGGGAGGUUAAAAUGUGUUCCAGGGGAACCGAUUGUGGAUCGAAACAUCCAUGUUAACCCAUCUUAUGCUAUUGAGUUUAUGUACUCACCACCUUCAUCAUCCUUUCUAAAUUAUAACUCUAACGACAGAAGGAUGAGUUUCGUUUCCAUAUUUGAUCAGAUUCUGAUAGUAAUGAUUUCUGUUCUUUUAUACAGUUUCUUUUCGUAUUUAUCAUCUAAACUAAAAUAGCAAACCGUAGAGUUCUGGUUGAUUCAAGAUUAUACUUAUUUCCCACAAAAUUUGACUGUAAUGAAAUCUGUAUAGUUUUAUAGAGAGACAUGCUUCAUGGUGGAUAUCAUGGGCGGGAGUUUACCCAAUUUGAUAAUAUUGUAUAGGUCUGUCUUGGUUUAUUUACAAUGAGUUUGUAUGUGAUUGGGUGAGCGGUUGAUGUUUUGAAUAAUAAGAAACAAUUUUUUGUUAACAAAGCACAUCAAUUUGUUGAUUA
Messenger RNA from Papaver somniferum (opium poppy), 1562 nucleotides. RefSeq lists its product as uncharacterized. The record is from RefSeq and is a predicted model, not a curated record. Bases 173 to 1306 code for a protein of 377 amino acids. The transcript has 3 exons. NCBI's taxonomy places the organism in Eukaryota, Viridiplantae, Streptophyta, Magnoliopsida, Ranunculales, Papaveraceae.